Messenger RNA from Hydractinia symbiolongicarpus, 2831 nucleotides. Its product is annotated as deubiquitinase DESI2-like. The transcript has 7 exons. Bases 1524 to 2312 code for a protein of 262 amino acids. The record is from RefSeq and is a predicted model, not a curated record. Gene Ontology annotation, molecular function: deubiquitinase activity. Gene Ontology annotation, biological process: protein deubiquitination. NCBI's taxonomy places the organism in Eukaryota, Metazoa, Cnidaria, Hydrozoa, Anthoathecata, Hydractiniidae.
UUUUUUUCCUUUUGCUGUCAUAUUUGCUGUGCUUUCUCAACUUUUACUUUGUGUUUUUUUAGGUUAGCUAUUUUUCACAGACUAAUUAUAAAGUUAUUGUAAUGGAUUGUGUGUAUAAGUCCAUAUACAGUGGAAUUGGAUCAGUAUUUAGGUAGCUAGGCUGAUUGAAGAGAAAACUCUGUGAGCAGUAUAUUUCCAUCAAAAGGCUGUGUUUUUGCCUAAGUCACAUGUCAUAAAAGAUUGGAUGCUUUUAAAAUCUUUAAUACAAGUGCCACAUAAUUAUCACCAGAAAAUAAAACAAUUUUGAUCAAAAUCAUUUCAUUUUGAUCUUUCUUACGCAUUUUUUGGUGUAACUAAUAAAUACCUUAACACACUAAACCUGACCUGAGGAAAACUUUGGUAUUUUGUUGCCUGAGAUAGCUAGCUAGUUAUAUGUCAUGUAAUAUAUACUUUUUCAUGCUUUACUUGGUUCAUUUGCUUUUUAAAGUCAUAAUUUUAUUUUUAAUUGAAGUCUAUAUAAGGCUGAUCACAUUUUCAAUGCAAGUGGUUUUGAUCUCAUAACAAAUGACAGCUAUAACUUUAAACAUUACUCAUUUAAUUGUUCUUAGUUAUAAGCAGCUGUAGUAACUAGACAUGUACUAUAUUUAAAAGAACAUACAUCAAGUUAAAGCAGAAACGAUGAAUACAUGGAAUCACAGUCCCGAUAUUUACUUGUGCACGCAUCUAAGUGAUUACGAAAUGCCCAAUGCGCGUGCAGAAAUGGAGGUAAAAAUGUAAACAAACUAAGCGAAAAAGUUACUUCCAUUUCUGCGCGCGCAAGAAAAACACGGCACUAUGAUUGAGUGUAUUCCAUUGUGACAUUAUUUAUUUACUUUUCUGCGAUAAGCUCUUUGGUUCUUGCCCUUGGUACAAAAAGAGAUGCUAGGAUUUAGUGAAUAGAGGUCUUUUCUGUGGAUCUCUUCUUGUGGAAACAUCGUUUAAGAGUUUAAACUAUUAUUGAGUGUAGAUUGAUGCCUUCUGAUUUAUUUGAAUUCAUUUAAACCAAUACCUUUGUGUGUCCAAAUAACCUGAAAAUAAUUUUGCAUUACCUAGCGCCCCUAUUUUCAUGCCACGCAAAUACCAAAGCUGAAAAAGUCCUCCCGCUGAAAAUAUAAACAAAGAAGUUAAUCUAUUGUCAAAAUUUUCAAAAAAAUAUGUGUUUCAUUUCUUGUCACCUUCCCUAUUUCUCCCCCAUUUAGCAAACCUCAACUUACAUGUGAAAAUUCCUAAAAGCCUAAUGUAAAAAAACAAAUUGAUCAAAAUGUUAAUUUUCUAUUUACUGUUUUUAACAACAUUGCUAAUAAUUUUACAUUUUUGUAACUGUUCUCAGUAUUUAUUAGGUAUGACAAUGUGGUAACCUUUUCUUAUAGGAAUUUGUUCCAUAAGCAUUUGUUACUUUAUUUUAGGCAUAGUAAGUUAUUUUAAAACUGCAUUUGUAGUAAUGUGUUUAAGCUUUAAUAAGAAUUAAACCAAAAGCUCAAGAGAUGUCUCGAACUCCAGUCUUCCUAAAUGUCUAUAAUAUGUAUUGGUUAAAUGAAUACACAUCGCCAAUUGGUCUUGGGGUGUACCAUUCAGGAAUUGAGAUUUACGGAAAAGAGUAUGCUUUUGGUGGACACCCAUUUGAAUUUACAGGGAUAUUCGAUAUGGAACCAAAAGAUCUUGUAGAACUUGGUGAAGGUUUUUCCUUCAAAGAAACUGUAAAACUUGGACAUACAGACUUUACUGAAAGUGACAUUGACAACUUGGUUGAGAUGUUGGGAAAAACAUAUUUGGGCUCGUCAUAUCAUCUAAUAAAAAAAAAUUGCAAUCACUUUACCAGCGAGUUUAGUAAGUUAGUUUGCGGCAAAGACGUACCAGGUUGGGUAAAUCGACUGGCUGCAAUUGGAACUCGCUUCCCUUUCUUAGCAGCAUGCAUACCAAAAGAAUGGUUGACUCCCGAUGGAGGUGCUGCAUUUAAUGAUUGUGUUGAUCUGACAGACUGGGAGGAGAUCGAUUAUCCAUCGUCCAACGAAAAAGAAAAAGAAGAUGAAAUGAUGACGUUAAAUGAAAUGCUGGGAAUUAGCACGUGUAACCGUUCGGUAUCAACUAGUCGUGAGUUUCGUGGUGGUCCCAGUACGACUGAUUUACUUAGCGUUUCUUCAAUAACAAGUGACAUUUCGGACACAAGUCAGCUUAAUAUCGGACAGCCUGCAUCGACGCGCUCAGACAGUCUUUCAAAUUUAGAACAUGAGAAAUCAAUUGACUGUACAGAUAACCAAUCAUCGAACGGUUAGCUUCGUCAUAGCUUUAUAAAUUAUAAUUAUGCAACCUCAUUGUCGAUUAAUGCUUCGAUUACCUCAGAGAUGUGCAUGUUUGACUCGAUAAGUAGUGCAGGUACCCGUUAUCCGACUUUGAUUCGAAUAAUGGUUUUGUCAACACCACCACGCUUGUUGUAUAGUUAGACGUAGUAAAUAAACCUUAUCCAAUGCUUAGUUGCAUGAUUUUGCGUUUGCUUGCUUAUCCCAGGAUCUACUCUUGUGUCGUGCUACAUUCAAAUGAAACUUAGUGUGUUUUCUCUCACAAAACCUUUUUUUACUUUAGUGUUAGUAAGUUUGUACAUGGAUGUAUAUUGUGAAAAAUUGUGUUUAUUUGCUUUUUAUAAAUAUAGCUAGCUUAAGAAUUUCGGUUUUGAAUUAGUAAAUGUUGAUUUAUUGAUUUAUUACGUUACGUUAAUAUAAGUUCGACGGAAAAACUCCAGCGGGAAUAUUUGUGACGACAUUGUUAAACUUUCGACGAAGAAUGUUAUUUCUUCA